AUGACUUCACUAGCAUUGAUCCUCCUGCUCACGUUCCUCCCUGCUGAAUAUGCAAGAGGCAAAUACCUCCCCAAGGCAUCAAGUAACCCUGUGUUCGGACCACGACAGGUAUAUGGUCUGCUCAACGGGUCAGUCACUGUGACGUGCUUCUACCCUCCCAGUCGAGUGAACAGACAUGACAGGAAGUAUUGGUGCAAGGAGUCAGCCACGGGCUGCUUAACUGUUACCUCCACCAGCGGCUACACUGCUCCAGGCUACCGAGGCAGAGCCUCCAUCACCGACAACCCACAGGAAGAAAACUUCCAGAUCAGCAUCUCUGAGCUUACAAUGGCAGACGCAGGCACCUACCAGUGCGGUGUUGGCAUCAACAGUAGAAGGCUCACCCACAAAGUCAAUCUGGAUGUUUCUAAAGAUUCUCAUAUACCCGAGGGAGCUGAGCUCUUCUACGUGAAGCUGCACAGCACUUUGGCCAUGACCUGCAACUUUGGGAACGACUAUGAGAGCAUGAGGAAAUUCCUGUGCAAGAUGAGUAAAACCGGCUGCGUUAACAUCAUCGAUAGCUAUGGGAACAUUGAUGAGGAUUACAGAGGGCGAGCUCUGCUGAGCAAUACGGAGGCUCCAGGCUCAUUCAGCAUCAUGAUCACUCACAUGACUUGGGAAGACUCUGGAUUGUACCUGUGUGGGGUCGGUGUCUAUGGGCAGAGCGGAGAAACAAAGGAACUGGAUGUGCACGUCUAUGAGGAGACUAACGAUCCUCAAGUAAAACCCACGAUAUUUGGAGUAAAAGGAAGUUCAGCGACAUUUGAAUGCCACUAUAAGCCUCUGAAGGGCACCUCAGUGAAUUACUGGUGCAAGUGGAGACAGAACGGCUGUUCUCGGAUCAUAGACAACUCCGGGUACGUGUCAGGCUUGUAUGAAGGAAGAGUGGCCAUGUAUGAGAGCCCAGAUAACCAGACGAUCACCAUCAUCCUGAACCAGCUGAAGGACAGUGACGAAGGCUAUUACUGGUGCAUGACAAAUGAGGUGGAAGAGCAGCAGUCAUCAACUGAGCUGAAGAUCGUGGACGGACAACCUGGACUACAGGGAAAAGAGGAAGUAGAGGCACAAGAGGGUUCUCAGCUCAACCUGACAUGCUCUUACCAGUGCCGGUACUACUCCUACCAGAAGUACUGGUGCAAGUGGAGCAGCACUAGCUGCACCCCCCUGCCUGCUUCUGACCAAAGGCAGCCAGGGUCGGAAGUUACGUGCGACACCGAUGACAAGACAGUUAUCCUGAGCUUUGACUCGGUGGCAAAGACAGACCAAGGGUGGUACUGGUGUGGCGUGAAGCGCAAUGGCCGCUAUGGGGAAACCAUGGCAGUGUACCUGUCCGUGACCUCAGGAGAAAGCGCCAGACACAGCCCGGAGUCCCUGGACGCUGGUGCCCACAGCCCGGAGUCCCUGGAUGCUGGUGUCCACAGCCCGGAGUCCCUGGAUGCUGAUGUCCCCAGCCUUGUCAAGGCCCCCAGCCCUGCUGAGGGUGGGGUUAUUCCCCAAGGAAGAAUCAACGAUGCUGCCUCUGAAAGCCCUAAUCAAAGUGGCCCCAAUACUCUUCUGUUAGUUCUGGCUCCUGUUGGUGCUGUGCUCCUUAUCAUCACGACAGCUUUUGGUGUGUUCAAAUACAGGCAGCUGAAAAGAUCUGACCUGGUGUCCAUUGGGAGCUACAGGACAAACAUCAGCAUGUCAGACUUCGAGAGCAUUAAGGACUAUGGUGUGACCAAUAACUCCUGUGUGAAAGAGACCCAGGAGACUCGGAUAGGAGGGGACGAGUUCAUCACCACCGCGGCCACGCCGGAAAGUGCUGCCGAGACAAAGAAGGCAAAAAGGAGCUCCAAGAAGGAUGCUGACCUCACCUACUCCGCGUUCCUCACCUCCAGCAGCAUCGUGCAGGGCAGCUCUGGGGAGCACGCUGCUGCCCCACAUGUGUUCCCCCGGAUCUGA
Molecule: messenger RNA, 1980 nt
Organism: Nestor notabilis (Kea)
Lineage: Eukaryota; Metazoa; Chordata; Aves; Psittaciformes; Psittacidae
Product: polymeric immunoglobulin receptor-like
Exons: 10
Coding region: 1-1980 (659 amino acids)
Cellular component (GO): plasma membrane
Molecular function (GO): transmembrane signaling receptor activity
Source: RefSeq, a predicted model, not a curated record